Messenger RNA from Schizosaccharomyces cryophilus OY26, 7396 nucleotides. Its product is annotated as atypical/PIKK/FRAP protein kinase Tor1. The coding region runs from base 202 to 7203 and encodes 2333 amino acids. NCBI's taxonomy places the organism in Eukaryota, Fungi, Ascomycota, Schizosaccharomycetes, Schizosaccharomycetales, Schizosaccharomycetaceae. Gene Ontology annotation, cellular component: nucleus; TORC2 complex; TORC1 complex. Gene Ontology annotation, molecular function: protein serine/threonine kinase activity; protein binding; protein-containing complex binding. The record is from RefSeq and is a predicted model, not a curated record. The transcript has a single exon. Gene Ontology annotation, biological process: protein phosphorylation; negative regulation of macroautophagy; TOR signaling.
CUAAUAUUUACUGAGCCUGUUUGAGUAAGCAGAAAAUAGAGCAUAAGCAUUGUUUAUCUGCAAAUGAUAUUAUUAAAUAUUCCAUUAGAGCACAUUAAAAGGUUCUAAAGUUGUAUGACUUGAAUGCAUACUCUGUUGGACAAAUAUUGAAUUAGCAUUUCAAUAGAUAUCUACAUGGUUAACUCAACUUGAAUUUGAUUAAUGGAGUGUUUUGCUGAUUUACUAAGUAAAAAUGAGAGCAUUCAGGUUACGGCGGCUGAGGAUUUAAAGGACUUUGUGCAUAGUUCGACAAAAGAACUUUCAGGAGAAUCUCUGGCUCGGUUUAAUAACGAAAUUAAUCGAAGGAUUUUUGAGCUUAUUCAUAGUCAUGAUGUUCAUGAGCGAUUUGGCGGUAUCCUUGCAAUUGGAAAACUCAUUGAGUUUGAGAGUGAUGGAGAUAUCACAAACUUGUCGCGAUAUGCAAAUUAUUUGCGUAUGACACUUCCGAGCACAGAUUUCCGCUCCAUGGAGCUUUCUGCGAAAGUACUUGGGCAGCUCGCUGCUCUAGGUGGCACAUUGGCAGCCGAGUUUGUCGAAUUUGAAGUCCAGCGUGCAUUUGAAUGGCUUCAAGGAGAUCGACAAGAGCAAAAACGAAUGGCUUCCGUAUUGAUUUUGAGGUCUUUGGCUCAAAACUCUCCCACUUUAGUUUAUUUGUAUAUUAGCGAAAUUUUUCAAAAUUUAUGGAUAACACUGCGUGAUCCCAAGCCUUUUAUCCGAGAAACAGCUGCCGAUGCUUUAGGAGCUUGUCUCGAUGUUGUCUGCCAACGUGAGGCCAAGGUUCAGUUACAGUGUUUUAGCAAAGUACUACUGCAAGCCGAGUUUGGAUUGCGGCAAUCCAGUGUGGAAUAUUUACAUGGAAGCUUACUUGCAUAUAAAGAGUUGUUCGAAAAAUCUGGCUCUUUUAUUCGCGAACAUUACGUUGCAUUCUGUGAUUUGGUUCUUCGUUUACGUGAACACCGUGAUGGCUCUAUACGCCGUUCGAUUCUGCUGCUAUUACCUACAUUAGCAGAAUACAACCCUGGUAAGUUUCAAUUAAAGUAUUUAGAUCCUUUCAUGAUCUAUUUGCUAUCCCAAAUCCGAAAAGAUAAAGAAAAACCGCUUGCUUUUGAGGCUAUCGGAAGAAUUGCAAUGGCUGUUAAUGAAGCUAUGAUUCCGUACUUACAAAGCAUUCUUUUGGUUAUUCGAGAUACUUUAACUACCAAAGUAAGGGAUAGACAACAACAAGAGAAACCUGUUUUUGAAUGUAUUGGUAUGCUUGCUGCAGCUGUGAAGCUGGAAUUAUUGGAAGAUUCGCGCAGUCUUUUAGGUCUCAUAUUUUCCUGUGAAUUGAGUUUGCAUUUACGGCAAGCACUCGUUAAAAUGGCCGAAAAUAUUCCUCCUUUGCUUGCCCCUGUUCAAGAACGCUUAUUAAAUAUGGUUAGCCAGAUCCUUACUGGAAAAAACUUUGAAAUCCGAAAUAACGACACGUAUACCCCGAGCUUUACAAAUGUUUACUCAGCUAGAGAAAGCAAUCAACGCAGCAAAAAUGUUGAGCCGAUCAUCUUAGCUUUGGAAACAUUAGGCACCUUUAAUUUUACAGGAUACUCGCUGAUUAGCUUCAUACAAGAAUCGGUUUUAUCAUAUCUUGACAAUGAUAAUCCAGAAGUUCGUAUUGCUGCUGCCAAAACUUGUUGUCAGGUUUUUGCUAGAGAUCCUGUUUGUCGUAAAACUACCCCUUUAGCUAUUGAAUCUGUUGCUGAAGUACUUGAAAAGCUUCUUACUUUGGGAAUAGCAGAUUCGGAUCCCAGAAUUAGAGAAACUGUUCUUUCAUUGUUAGAUGAACGAUUUGACCGCCAUCUGGCUCACCCUGAUAAUAUUCGUUGUCUGUUUAUAGCUUUAAAUGAUGAAGUGUUUUCUAUUCGGGAAAUUGCUAUUAUCAUAAUUGGUCGACUUGCACUAUAUAACCCCGCUCAUGUUAUGCCUUCUUUGCGGAAAACAAUCAUACAAUUGCUUUCCGAUUUAGAAUAUUCCGGGAACAGCCGUCAAAAAGAAGAAAGUGCUCAAUUAUUAAAGUUACUCGUAUCCAAAGCUCGAAUGCUUAUAAAACCUUACAUUGAAUCUAUUAUCCAUGUUAUCUUACCAAAAGCUUCUGACCCUAGUCCAGGAGUUUCCUCUGCAAUCAUUUCUGUUCUCGGUGAAUUAGCAAGUGUGGAAGGAGAUGACAUUCCUACGGACGUUCGCUCUUCUUUCAUGAAUCUGAUUUUAUUCAGUCUUCAAGACCAAAGCUCAACUUUGAAACGGUUGGCAUCUUUGAAAUGUUUAAGGCAGCUCUGCGGACCUUCUGGCUAUGUUAUUCAGCCAUACAUAGAUUAUCCUUUUUUACUAAACAUUUUAAUUGGAAUUCUACAAUCGGAGCAACCCACUCCUAUUAAAAGAGAAGUUCUAAGGACCUUAGGUGUACUAGGUGCUUUAGAUCCUUAUACUUAUUUGGCUACAGAGCAGUUUUCUGAUAAAUUACAAAAAAAUCAUUCAACUAGCCAAAGCUUUUUCUCGAAUCUGCUUGGUGCUCAGUAUGACUCUUUAGAAAAUUAUGCCAUGGUUGCCGUUGUAACCUUAGUUGGAAUUCUUAAAGACAGUUCUUUAUCAAUGCACCAUACGUCGGUCGUCCAAGCAGUAAUGCAUAUAUGCUCUCAAUUAAAAUAUAAGUCUGUGGUCUUCCUUCCCCAGCUGAUUCCUACAUUUCUACAGGUAAUGACAACUCUGUCUCCUUCAUCUGUAGAGUUAUAUUUUCAACAACUCACAACUCUUACUUCUAUUGUGGGACCAAAGAUAAAGGAUUAUAUAUCCGAUAUUUUCAAUCUUUCAAAGGUCUUUUGGAAUUCUUCUAUUUCACUUUUACUUGUAAUUUUAGAUUUAAUUGAUUCAAUCGCCGUCGCAUUGGGAGAUGAAUUUAAGUUUUAUUUACCCCAAAUCCUGUCUUAUAUGUUGAAGUCCUUCUCUUCGGAUACAACACCAGCUAGGGUGAUCUCCUAUAAAAUUUUACAAUCAUUUGUGAUUUUUGGAUCUAAUACUGAAGAAUAUAUGCAUUUGGUGCUGCCCGUUAUCAUCAGAAGCUUUGAACGGGACUCGGUUCCAUUGCAAUUUCGAAAAAGUGCAUUAAAGUGUAUUUUUCAACUUUUACAGCUAGUUAAUUUUUCCGACCAUGCCUCUCGCAUAAUUCAUCCUUUAGUACGCAUGUUGACGAAGUCAAACAAUGAAUUAAAGGUUGUUAUAAUGGAUACAUUGUGUGCUGUGGUUUCCCAACUAGGUUACGAUUAUGCCGUCUUUAUUCCUAUGGUUAAUAAGGUCCUUGUGCAUUACAAAAUAACCCAUUCAACGUAUGACCUUCUUGUAUCAAGAUUACUUAAAGGUGAACCGUUACCAAAAGAUUUGAUCGCCAAUGAAUUUCAACAGAUGUCAUCUUUGAAAUUUGAAAUAGAGGACCCGCCUUUGACCAAACUACCUGUAGACCAGUCUUCAUUGAAAGCUUCAUGGGAGGCGUCCCAAAAACUCACUCGAGAUGAUUGGCAAGAUUGGAUACGGAGAUUUAGCGUCGAAUUGUUGAAAGAAUCACCCUCUUCAGCCUUGAGGUCUUGCUCUACUCUGGCUGGUAUCUACCACCCACUCUCCCGCGAUUUAUUCAAUGUUAGUUUUCUUUCUUGUUGGGAAGAGUUGAGUGCGAGUAAUAAGAAAAGUUUAGUAAAAUCAAUUGAGACAGCAUUAAAUGCACCGAACAUUUCUAUUGAAAUUUCUCAAAUUUUACUCAACCUUGCUGAAUAUAUGGAAAGAGAGGAUCAUGCUCUCCCAAUAUCUAUUGAAGCAUUAAGCGAACACGCUUCGAAAGCUAAUGUUUAUGCUAAAGCUUUACAUUACACCGAAUUACAGUUUAUGGAAGAAACAAAAGAAGAUGUUAGUAUUUGCACUAUUGAAUCGCUGAUUACAAUCAAUAAUCAUCUACAACAAUCCGACGCGGCUGUUGGUAUGUUGCAGUAUGCUAAACAACACAAACAUUUCAAUCUCAAGGAAACUUGGUAUGAAAAACUUCAAAGAUGGGAUGAUGCUUUAGCAGCCUAUGAGACGAGGGAAGCUGAUGGUGAAUCUUCAUUCGAAAUUAGUUUCGGAAAACUGCGAUGCUAUUUUGCUUUAGGUGAUUGGGAUCACCUGUCUCAUUUGGCUCAAGAAACAUGGAUUGUAUCCGAACAGGAACAUCGUGAAGCUAUUGCUCCACUUGCAGCAGCUGCUGCUUGGGGUCUUGGUCAGUGGAGUUUAAUUAGUGAAUACGUCAGUGCCAUGGAUAGAGAACCUCAAGAGAAGGAGUUUUUUUCUGCUAUUCAUGCCGUACAUAUGGGACAGUAUGAGAAAGCUUAUUCGCACAUUGAAAGGCAUCGAGAUAUACUUGUAAAUGAUCUCUCUUCCAUUAUUGGAGGAAGCUACAAUCGUGCUUAUGGCAUAAUGGUAAAGUCGCAGAUGUUAUCAGAACUUGAAGAAAUAAUCAAUUAUAAGCAAAAUGAACCAUUAGAAGGGAAUUUAGAUUCUUUGAAAAAAACAUGGAGGAAAAGACUUGAAGGCUGUCAGAAAAACGUUGAUGUUUGGCAUAAUACUCUGCGCUUUAGAGCUCUCGUAUUUUCUCCUACGGACUCUCCACAAAUGUGGAUUGAAUUAGCUGACUUAUGUCGUAGGUCUGACCGAUUAAAACUGGCUGCUAAGUGCUUGCAUUACCUAAUGGGUUGCGAUCCUUCAAAACCGUACCCUAUUGAUUCUUUGAAAUCAAUAAAUCCUCGCGUUGUAUACACCUAUUAUAAGUUUUUAUGGGCAAAUAAUGACAAAGAAGUUGCUGUAACAAGCUUAGAAGAGUUUACGAGUUAUUUAUAUUCAAGGAAUAAACAAAAUCGACUAAUACCGUCUUUGGAUUUAGGCGAAUUGUCGAAUGAUUAUGAAGUUAAUGACGAACAAUCAUUUCUUGCAAGGUGUUUUCAUAAACAGGGAAAGUGGAAAAAGGUGCUACAGCGUUCUAUGUCAGAAGAAAGUGUAAGGGAAAUACUUAAUUCUUAUUAUAAUGCGACAAUAUGUGACAAAACCUGGUAUAAGGCUUGGCAUUCUUGGGCACUUGUUAAUUUUGAAGUCGUUGGGUACUAUGAGCAAUCUGAUGCUGGCAUUAGAAAAGAAAUGUAUUCCCAAUAUAUUGUUCCUGCAAUUAGAGGUUUCUUCAAGUCAUCUGCUUUAAGUCCUAAAAAUUCUUUACAGGAUAUUUUGCGGUUAUUGAACUUAUGGUUCAAAUUUGGCGAACACAAAGAUGUUGCUGCUGCGAUCACGGAAGGGUUUUCAAACGUCCCUAUGGAUACGUGGCUGGAGGUAAUUCCUCAAUUAAUUGCACGAAUUCACACAUCCAGCACAUCUGUUCGUUCGUCAGUUCAUCAGCUGCUUUCUGAUAUUGGCCGUGUUCAUCCUCAAGCACUAGUUUACUCUUUGACCGUGUCUUCUAAGUCUACCAAUAUUCAGCAAAAGCAUUCCGCUAAAUCGAUUAUGGAUAGCAUGCUUUCACAUAGUGAUAUCUUAGUACGUCAAGCCCUUUUAGUCAGUCACGAGUUGAUUCGAGUUGCUAUUUUAUGGCAUGAGUUAUGGUAUGAAGGAUUAGAGGAAGCUUCUCAGGCGUACUUUACAGAGCAUAAUGCGUCUUCAAUGAUUGAGAUUAUCACGCCUCUUCAUGAAAUCCUAGAAAAGGGUCCUUCUACUUUAUCGGAAGUUUCCUUUGCGCAAUCAUUUGGAUAUGACCUCCGUAGAGCUAAAAAUUGCUGGGAGAGGUAUUUGAAAAAUGAUGAUUUGACAGAGCUCAAUCAAUCAUGGGACAUAUAUUAUCAAGUUUUCAGACGUAUCCAAAGACAGCUGCCCAAAAUCAAGCAUUUGGAAUUGCAAUAUGUGUCUCCAAAACUUUUGGAUGCUUGUGAUUUGGAGCUAGCCGUGCCUGGAACGUAUGGACAUAACAAGCCUGUAAUUAAAAUUGCUCAUUUCCAUCGCAAAUUUGAGGUUAUCUCUUCAAAGCAGAGGCCUCGACGGUUUACUAUUCGUGGUAGUGAUGGGAAAGAUUAUCAGUAUGUUUUAAAAGGACAUGAGGAUUUGAGGCAAGACGAGCGAGUUAUGCAGUUAUUUGGCCUUUGUAAUACCUUGCUGACAACGGACUCAGAGACUUUUAAGCGAAGACUUAGUAUAGAAAGGUAUCCUGUCAUACCUCUAUCACCGAAUUCUGGUUUACUUGGUUGGGUGCCUCAUAGUGACACUUUACACUCAUUAAUUCGUGAUUUUCGUGCUAAGCAACAUAUAAUGCUGAACCUUGAGCAUCGCAUGAUGUUACAGAUGGCGCCUGAUUAUGACAGUUUAACUCUUCUACAAAAACUAGAAGUGUUUGAGUUUGUUUUAGCAAAUACAGAUGGCCAUGAUUUAUAUCAUUUGCUUUGGCUCAGAAGCCCUAACUCAGAAGCUUGGUUAGAUCGAAGGACCAGUUUUACCCAAAGCUUGGCUUUAAUGUCAAUGGUGGGGUACAUAUUAGGACUCGGUGAUAGACAUCCUUCGAACUUGAUGAUGGAUAGAUUUACUGGUAAAGUAAUCCACAUUGAUUUUGCUGAUUGCUUUGAAGUUGCCAUGCAUAGAGAUAAAUUCCCCGAGCACAUACCGUUUAGACUUACUCGUAUGCUUAUUAACGCUAUGGAGGUAAGUGGUAUUCAGGGAACUUAUACAAUUACAUGCGAACACGUUAUGAGAGUUUUAAGAUCCAACACGGAAUCUUUAAUGGCUGUUUUGGAAGCAUUUGUUUAUGAUCCGCUGAUUAAUUGGAGGUUGAUGACAAAGGGUUCGUUUGGAGUUACAACGAAUCUAAAAGCAGGUUCAAGCAGUGUGGAAGAGAAAAGCCGUUCUUUUGUUCAUCGAAUCCGGCACUUGGACUACAUCAAUGCUGAUGAAAAUAAUGAUUCUGAAAACUUGAAUGAAAGAUCCAUCCAAGUUUUAAAGCGAGUAUCCAAUAAGUUGACCGGAAAAGACUUUAAUUUAACGGAGGAAUUACCUGUUAAAAUACAAGUGGAAAGAUUAAUCCAACAAGCAACGGCGCCAGAGAACCUUUGUCGCUGUUAUGUGGGAUGGUGCAGUCUCUGGUAACUCUAUUUUUUUCCGAAUUUAUGUAUUGUAUGUACUAUUUAUUACCUACGCGGUGCUUCUUGUUUCCACUGCCUUAAAUUUUAUUUCUGUUUGCGUGGUUAUAUAUUAUCUAUUGACGAUAGCUAAGUAAUCCAAAAGAUAUUUGAAUCUUUUUGAAUGUUUAUAGCUUAAUAGAAUGAAAUCUAAAGAGAUA